AUGAUCUAUGAUAUGGGAGCCUCUAAAACGGUCGCGACCCUUGUGGAAUAUAAAGUGGCUAAGGGACGGCACGGAAAAGAGCCGAAGGUGACUGUUCUUGGGGUCGGGUUCGAUCGCACUCUAGGAGGGCUAGAGAUGACAUUGCGAUUGCGAAAGCUGUUGGUAGAGAAGUUCAGUGCACAUUAUAAGACCAAAGAGGAUAUUAGGACUAGCGAGAGGGCCAUGGCGAAAUUAUUUAAAGAAGCAGAAAGAUUGAAACAGGUGCUCAGUGCCAAUAUGGACCAUUAUGCACAAAUUGAAAGCGUACAUGAAGAUAUCGAUAUGAAAAUUCAUGUAACCAGAGAAGAGUUCAAUAGUUUGAUAGACAACCUGAUGCCGAGGGUGACCGCUCCCGUAGAACAAGCUUUAAAAAUGGCUGAUUUGAGCAUGGACCAGGUAGACCAGAUCGUUUUAAUGGGUGCUGGAACGCGUGUACCCAGAGUACAAGAAGAAUUACAGAAGUUUAUUGGAAGCAAGGAGCUCGGUCGAUUCCUGAAUACUGAUGAAGCGAUAGCUAUGGGAGCAUUAUUCCAGGCUGCUCAUUUAAGUAAAGGUUUCAAGGUUAAACCAUUUGGCGUUGAAGAGCUGGUGAUAUUCCCCGUGCAGGUGAACUUCAUCAGUAAACAAAAACAAGAGAAUGGAGAAGUAAUUGAAAAGCCCAUCACGAGGCAGGUAUUCCAGUACAAGGGCGUAUACCCUACAACUAAAAAGGUACUGUCUUAUUUGUGCUCGUCCUUUUUCUUAGCAAUUUAUAAAUGA
This is a messenger RNA of Strongylus vulgaris, 798 nucleotides long. Lineage: Eukaryota; Metazoa; Nematoda; Chromadorea; Rhabditida; Strongylidae. The record is from the annotation of a GenBank genome assembly.